CCUAAUAAAUCCUCCACUCAAGGAAUGUUAGAAGAAGUGUGCGCGCGCAUGUUCACAAGCUCCAAAUCGAAGAACAGUGGCUUCCAAGUAGCUCGAUGGUUUCCUACUUUGCCAGCUGAAUGUAUUGAGGAUGCGCCAGCCACUAUGGAUAUAAUCGAGGGUCCAGUACGCUACAGAAGGAAAAAGAAGUGGAAGUCCAGAUGGGCUGUGCUUCGAAGAGUCAAUCCCGCUGCUGAUGUAAUUAACCUAGUGUUAUAUCAAGACCAAGUCGGUGCUAGAUCACGGCAGAAAGAAAAAGCCUUCAUCUCCCUAGAGUCAUUUUCAGGCCUACAACUACUGAACAAGCUUGACAAGCACUAUAAUGUAAUCAUUGCUAUCACUGCUAAUGAAGUUGUACGAUUGAGCUUUGAGACAAUUGAUGAAAGAUCUGAGUGGGUGAAUUGUAUUCAAAGACACUUUGGACAAGAACAAUCGUUUGAUGGAAUCAUUCCCAACAAACAGAAGAUCAAAUCAGGCGAAGCUACUCUUCGAUUCUACAAAGAUUUCUUUAGUCUAACGCGGAAGGACAACUACCGAUUGAUUGGAAAAUGGAAGCUCGUUGAUUUACCUCACUACGGCGCCGUCUACGGGGCGUUUGCUUUCGAAGUGAAGGAAGGCGGAGGAACAUGUAUUUAUUACUUCGCUACCAAGUACGGAAGAGAGCUCCAUCAACUGUUUGACAACGUUUGUCGAGGAGGCCAAGUAGGCACUGAAAAUAAUUAUGUGGAACCGCCUGCAUUAGAUCGCUCCUCACCACAGAGAUCUGUCAGUCAACAAGAUGCAUCUGUCAGUCAACCUAACUUCUUCAAGCGUACUUGGCAACGUAUCAGUCAACGUAGAAGAACUAAACAGCGUCCGCGAAGUCAAAGCGAGCCAGGAGAAAAUCGACGACUACGAAAACUUACAAAUAGACGACUUCCUAAUGUACCCGGAAGUGCUAAUAAUCGUGCCGGGAGUACCGUACCGGAAGUAAAUAACCAGCAUGGAAGUGCAGGAUCUACGCAUUUGGUCACUCCUGAUGGAUAUGAAAUAAUGACAGGCGGGGAAGAAGACGAUGUUGUGGAUGCCGCAGAGGAAAGGAAAAGAAAAGAGAGGAAGAAAUCUGAAACAACAGAAGAGGAAAAUCCUAGGAGUAAAGCGAGUAGAGAAGAGAAAUCAAGCACUGGAGAGGAGAAUGAGCAUGACGGCUACGUUAUCGUAGAUGGCGUAGAUGUCGAAAAAAUAAUAAAAGAAACAGAAAAAAAAUUAGAGGAAAAGAAGAAGAUGGAGGAAGAACAACAGAAAACUGCCGUGAAGAAAAGCGAGAGGACGUCUGAGAACGAAGACACUAUGGAACCAAGUUAUGAGAAGAUGGAAUUCAAACUAAACGACGUACCAAAACCUGACGACAAGAAUGGAAAACCUACGACGGCAACAGAGUCAGUUAAAGAUGAAUCAAAAAUAGAAACUGAAAAGAAGGAUAGCGUUAAGAGUGGCCGUAACAGCGAAGGAUACGACAAUGUGGAUGUGGCUGUGACCAACGAAAAUGACAUCAAAACAACUGGAAGCGAUGAUGUCUUUAAAACAGAAGAAAUAAAGCCACCUAAGACCCCUGUCAGACCUAAAAGCCUGGAAUCAAAGCAAGAGUUAAUUGUUAAUCCUAACAAAGCUCGACGGGGAAUCAGAAAUCCGCCUCCAGAGCUGGUCCUACCUCAGGAGACCCCCGAGAGACCAUAUGUCAACUCUCCCCCCAAGACAGCUGAUUAUGUGAAUGUACCUGGGCGUCGUGGUACAGGUAUGAUGAACAGCGCCAUUAGAUCGAGAAGUAAAACCGCCAACAAUAAACCUGGCUCUAAGAAGUUCAAUAUGUAUGAUAUCUACGAUGGCAACGAUGACUCCAUCUACCAUAGCGUAGAAUCACUAAUGCCCGGUAACCCGGCGUACCAGAAUCUCCGGGUCGAGUCUAACCGUAGUCAUAGUUUUGACAAUAUUCCUGGUCAUUCGUAUACCAAUCUUCCUGGUCAAUCUGUGGAUGGCCAGGCGUACCAGAACAUUGGACCGCCAGGAACUCAAGCAUAUGUAAACUUGAACGCACCAAAAAGAAAGUUUCAGAGAAACCAGAAUAGUCAUCAUUUGAACUAUAUUCAAGUUGAAGGGACGGAUGGCCCCAGCGGUCAAUAUGGACCUCCCUCCUUUUCAAUACCAGCUGAACAACAAAACGCAGCUGCAGCGAAAGCUGCUGGUAGCGAAUACACUUGGAUCGACGAGAGUCGUACGAGAUUGUUAAAGGAGACUGCUCGUAUGCAUUCAGAUCUUCGAAAAGAAAAUUUACCAAAAGUUACAAAGAAAUAUUAGUUGAAUAAUGAUGAAUAAUGCAGUUGACAUCUUAGAAGUUUGUUUGUACGUCAACUAUGCCGUGCGCCAUUGCACAAAGCUAUAAGAAUUCAUUCAACGUAUUUUUAGGUUCCUUUUUUUUACGACAACUUUUGGUUGUAGGAUCGAUGAAGGGUGCUCUUGUCAGCCAGGUUCGUAUAACGAAAAAAUGUGUCAGGGUCGUUAUGGACUUCUAGCACGAUACCGAGGCUCUCUGGAAUAAAAUAUUUUACGUAUUAAACCUCAAAAGUAUCAGUAUAGUGCUGUAGAAUCGAUUAUAACGUCGAGUAGUGGAUUGAAUAGCUUUGCUUUCAAAAUGUCCUUAUUAUUGCCGAAACGUAGGCACGUCAGAUAUGAUAAAUCAUUUUAAUCCUAACAUAUGUAUUUGGUGACACGUGUUUGUAACAUACAUGAAGUAACAUUCGACUAAAGCCUCGCAAUCAAGUCUAGACUUUAACAUAUCGAACGUGAGCUAACGUGUCUUUUGGCCCGUAAUGACAAACUACGAAUUCCGCCUGAAGUUUCGUAGCUCAGUCAUUUAAUGCUAUUUUCUGGGAAAACUUUAGAUUUUAGUCAAUGUAGAAAGUUUUCUAAGUUUCUAUAGUAUAAUUUAGGCGAUGCAUACGUGCAUUCAAGAUUUUUAUAUCUUUUUUAUACAUUACAUAACUCAACUAAAUACUUUAUAAGUGGACCUAAAAUAAAUUCAAGAUUGCUACU
Messenger RNA from Actinia tenebrosa (Australian red waratah sea anemone), 3108 nucleotides. RefSeq lists its product as uncharacterized. Lineage: Eukaryota; Metazoa; Cnidaria; Anthozoa; Actiniaria; Actiniidae. Gene Ontology annotation, molecular function: protein kinase binding. Gene Ontology annotation, biological process: positive regulation of protein tyrosine kinase activity; neuromuscular junction development. The record is from RefSeq and is a predicted model, not a curated record.